Malurus melanocephalus (red-backed fairy wren) is the source of this 2747-nucleotide messenger RNA. RefSeq names its product NHL repeat containing 3 (gene NHLRC3). Gene Ontology annotation, biological process: protein polyubiquitination; proteasome-mediated ubiquitin-dependent protein catabolic process; negative regulation of translation. The record is from RefSeq and is a predicted model, not a curated record. The transcript has 7 exons. NCBI's taxonomy places the organism in Eukaryota, Metazoa, Chordata, Aves, Passeriformes, Maluridae. The coding region runs from base 43 to 1071 and encodes 342 amino acids. Gene Ontology annotation, molecular function: ubiquitin protein ligase activity; translation repressor activity; protein binding.
CCACCGGGGCGACGUGGGAAGGGUGGUGGCCACGUGGCUGCCAUGGCAACCGCCCCGGGAGGCGGGAGCGGCCGCGGGGCCGGGGGUGCCAUGGCCGGGACGCUGCUGGCCCUGCUGGCCCUGCUCUGCGGCUCCCAGGUUUUAAAAGCAGAUCAUUCCUCUCCUUUGAGGGGAGAGAAACAGAUGUACAAGCUGGACAUAGGCUGGCCUAAAACUCCAGAACACUUCACUGGCCAAACAUUUUGUGUUGCUGUUGACUCUCUCCAUGGUUUGGUCUAUGUAGGACAACGGGGAGACAAUGUGCCAAAGGUACUUGUAUUCUCAAAAGAAGGCUAUUUUAUUCACUCCUGGAAUGAUACAGUUGAAAUGCCUCACGGUAUGUUUGUAUGGAACACUGCAACAAGUAGUUCAGUAUGGAUCACAGAUGUUGGAACAGGGAAACAUGGACACACAGUGAAACAGUAUAGCCCUUUGGGUAAACUUAUGCAGGUUUUGGGCACACCAGGUAAUGCUGGUUCAAGUUUGAUUCCCCUGCAAUUUGACCAACCAGCAGAGAUCUUUGUGGAGGAAACUGGAGAGAUCUAUGUUGUUGAUGGAGAUGGAGGAAUGAACAACAGAUUGCUCAAACUAUCUGAUGACCACAAAGAGAUAUGGCUGACUGGAACAAACGGGAGUGGCAUUGGCCAGUUCAGGAUUCCUCACAGUGUGACAGUGGAUGCUUUUGGACGGGUAUGGGUUGCAGACAGAGGCAACAAGAGAAUUCAGGUUUUUGAUAAAGUUACAGGAGAAUGGCUUGGGUCUUGGAGUGGCUGUUUUUCAGAAGAUGGACCCUAUUCUGUCAGGUUUACUGCCGAUUACAAAUACCUGAUUGUAGCUCAGAUGAAUAUCAACCGGCUGACAAUCUUAGCAGCACCUCCAGUCGGCACCAUUGGGAACUGUGUUGUGACCCACAGUGUCCAGCUGGCUGAUGAAACCAAACCACACCUUGUGGACGUAGACAUGAAGAGUGGAGCAGUCUAUGUUGCAGAGAUUGGAGCCCAGCAAGUACAAAAAUAUGUACCCUUAAACUGAUGAUUUCGCACAACUGCUCUGGCACAAGUUGUGUGACAUAUAAGACCUGUGACCACAUUUCUUUGAGUUCUUUGUAGCUUGUGUUUCCUUAGACAAGCACAGAACCGCACAAGUGAUCCCAGAACUCUAGAGCUAAGACUCUGUCCUAGCUGUUCUGGAGAAAUACUUGGUCUUGAGCUGUUAAUUAUUUCAGUAAUGCUAUGGUGAUUUUUACUUUUGUUAAAAUUGUAAAAUGAUAAGCAUUUUAAUUUUAUUAUAUAAAACUUUACAAACACAACUGUUGAUUUUAACUGUAUGAGGUCAACUUGGGGCUCCUCUCCUUAGCCUCAGUGUGGUGUUAAAUGGUCAGAACUGUCUGAAAGAAGUUCUCUAAAUUAMUUCCUGGGAGAAGAGCACUUCAUUUCAAUGUUUCUUCACUUUGCUUUUUGGAUGGUUGUGUUGAUAGUGUUCAACACAGAAUGUAAGGAUGUGUCACAAUGUUAAAUUAGUUGCUGCUGGAUAUCAAUGUCAGUACUGAUAGUGGCCUCUGCCUUAGGUGGUUAAUGACAUAAGUAUGGAAAUCUGUUUUCAGCUCUAGCUAAGGUGAGAAAGUCUGUAAUAAGCUUGAGCUAAAUUGAUAUUAGACACUUCAGACUAAAUUAAAACUAUGUCCACAGCAGCCAAGUACCAAUUCUUAACCUUAUUUGAUUUAUAUCAGCGUGAGUUUUCUGUUCCAUAAGAUUUCAUAAUGGAACAUAUUGAAAUUCAAGUCAUGUAAGUUCCUCAAAAAAAAUUGCAAUUUGCUAGGGAAGUCUUAAUCAGCAGUAGGGACUGGGAGACAGAUUUCAUUGAAGCUCGGUCAGUUAACAGCAAAGCAUCUGUUUUAAUUUAUUUCCAGAGCUCAGACUUCAUCAACUCCAUUAAUGUUUACAGUCAAGUUUCUUACACUUUAUAUUCUUACACUAUAUUGUAGCASAUGUCUCUAAGCUCUGUCCUAAAAAAUCCUGCCUCUCCAUUCCCAGACCAAAGUGGUUCUGCUUUCUUUACAUGUUGCUACAAGAUUUUAAGUUCUCUUUAUAGCACAGAGGGAACUGGUUACAGGAACAUGUAAUGGGAGAGAUGGCAUGGCAGAAAUGAGACAGUGGAUAACUGGUUACCAUGGUAAAACUGUGGAUCUACAUUCCAUGUUUACUAGCUCGUCAAAACAUCUGAGAGGAUUUUUGCUGUUUCCACACACUUACUCUGCCGUGUGGAUUAUUUUAAUGCUAAUUACCAGCUAAGAGAGGCAAACUGUUUUCUACUUUUUUGGAAAGGGAAUAUAGGAAAUAGAAUUGUACUGAUGGGAAAUACCCAUUUCAGUGAACACUAUCAAAAGCAAAUGCAACUUAAUUUGGUAGGUUUCAGCCUGUGAUCACAAAUUUGUGAGUCAGCAGAUGGAAAAUUGUUCGGAAAAGUCAGAUUCAUACUUUCUCUAGAAAGUAACUCAGCUGUGGAGCCUGAUUGAUUUCAGUACUAUUUGAGAUUAAUGCACUAAAUGUGAGUAGUUUAUUGUUGGCUACAUCCACAGUAAUAAAACCAGAUCCCACCUAGGGCUGCCCUCAUUCAAGCCUUAGAAGCAGAACUUCAAGGUUAUGCACUAGCAAAUAUGGUCCAUCACUCUUGUGGUCUUGAAUGGGAGAUARUAAGCAAUAUUUACU